Drechmeria coniospora is the source of this 612-nucleotide messenger RNA. RefSeq lists its product as uncharacterized. Lineage: Eukaryota; Fungi; Ascomycota; Sordariomycetes; Hypocreales; Ophiocordycipitaceae. Gene Ontology annotation, cellular component: nucleus. Bases 1 to 612 code for a protein of 203 amino acids. The record is from RefSeq and is a predicted model, not a curated record. The transcript is spliced from 2 exons. Gene Ontology annotation, molecular function: DNA binding.
AUGUUCCAAGAUAUCCCACCGCAGCAUCGUUGGAAUAUGGACGAGACGGGGAUCCUAGAAGGCCUUAGCAGCAACGGCCUCGUACUAGGUCGAUCCGACAAGACCUUCCAGUUGAAGAAGAAGGUUGGAUCGCGUUGUUGGACUACCAUUGUCGAAUGUGUCUCCGCCGUAGGCCAAGCACUGAGCCCACUGGUCCUCUUCAAGGGUCAGACCCUCCAACAACAGUGGUUCCCCAAGGAUCCGGCUUAUCUUAAAGAGUGGCUUUUUAAGGCUACCCCAAACGGCUGGACGGAUAACCUCGUUGCGUUACAGUGGCUAGAGGAGGUCUCUAUCCCUCAGACGAAAGCAUCGCGAACGACCCGACGGAUGCUUAUCGUUGAUGGGCACGGAAGUCAUCAGACUGACGAUUUUAUGUUCGAAUGCUUCGAAAAUGGGGUACAGCUUCUAUUCCUACCAGCACACGCCUCACAUGUCCUCCAGCCGCUUGACGUAUCAUGUUUUUCACCCGUCAAAGCAGCUUACUGCCGGGCCAUCCAAGAUAUCGCAUUCCUAGCCUGUAUUGACGAUACGACCCCAAUUGGCAAGGCCACCUUCCUCCACUGUUAUCAUUAG